Astrephomene gubernaculifera is the source of this 3479-nucleotide messenger RNA. Lineage: Eukaryota; Viridiplantae; Chlorophyta; Chlorophyceae; Chlamydomonadales; Astrephomenaceae. The record is from the annotation of a GenBank genome assembly.
CUUAGGUAUAAGUAAUCCUAUCAAUUGAAUACUUCACAUUCAAGCUAGUAUUGACUGCUCCAACAAUUAAGACUGUGGCAGCUGGUUGACACAUAAUGCGAGUUGGUUAACCAUGGAGCACUCGUGGAAGAUAAGGCUAGAGCUGUAUCCCAGACACACCGACGCUUAUCGAGACUUAUUCCUUAAGCACCCUAUCGGAAUUUUGCUAGUGGAGAAGAGCUUUCCAGUAGACCCCCUGAAGUUCCAGCCGAACCGGGACCGCUCGAACAGGACCAAUGUGCGCCACUACUAUCACGAUACAUUCCAGACGGAUAGCAAGGGUGUCGAGUCCGAACGCGUCUUCUGCUCGACUGUUGAGGACGUCAUGGACCACAUGAAGUCUCUCAUUCAACUCCUCAAAGCGCCAGGCGACGACAUCCUAGAUGCCAUUACCAAGCUUGGCAUUAUCGGCGACGUAUCUUAUGACAUUGGCACCAACAUGGUGACCUGGAAACUUUCAUACCACUGCGACGUGACGCAGUGCCCUGCAGCUCCCAACACCCAAGCCACACCAGCGACCGGGCCACAAUUCCCUGUCCGCAUCGGCGCCGGCCAGGAAGUGCUGGAGGAGCCAGGCGCCGGUGCUGGCCCGGGGCCCAGCAGCGCUGCUGCAGAAGGCGCGUUGCCACGGCUGGCAUUGGAGGAGCUGUUAAUCUCUCUGGAGGUGACGAUGAAGGAGAUGAUGAAGGAGACGGUAAAGGAGAACAACAAGAUGAUGGAGACGGUAAAGGAGAACAACAAGACGAUGAAGGAGACGGUAAAGGAGAACAACAAGACGAUGAAGGAGAUGGUAAAGGAGAACAACAAGACGAUGAAGUUGGUGGUGAAGGAGAUGAAGGACCUCAUGCGGUCAUGUUCCAGAAUGGAGGUCACUGCGUCGUCCUGCUCGUCAAGCGUGUGCAAACGGAUUGAGGAGGAGGUGGGCGUGCGGUGGAACUACAUCACAGGCGUCCACGCGCCGUGCUGCAGCGGUUAUGAGCCCUGGCCUGCGCAGUCCAAGUUCAACUGGAUCGGUAACCAUGAGGACUCGAAGGAGAACGUCACGGGAGCGGUGCAUUACCUGCAGAGCAUUGCCCCUAAAGGCGUCGUGGUCCUACCCGUGCAGAGCAUCGAGUGGCUGAUUGCUACGGUGGACCUCGGCAGCAUUGACGCCGUAAUAAAGUCAUCGAAGACGGACUACGUCUUCAUCCCCGAGGCGGCGUGGGCGAAGUGUAAGAAGGACUUUGGUGCGAAGCUGGUCGAUGGGUGGAAGCUGAGCGUCGAGCGUGGCACAACGACCGAUGCGCUACGGUCUAUGAUUGGCUCAAUCAUAGGCCUUUACGAGGCCAAGACCGAGAGACGCCUGAACGACGGGCUGCGUCGUGUGCGCGCCCAGGCGCUGCUCGAGUACCUGGCGGUCAACCACAUGAAGGACUGGCCCACAAAUGACGUAAUCGUGCUGUUUGGCGACCUCAACACACACUACGUGGUGCACGCCGGCCGCAAGGACGCUGGCAAGAGCAAGAGGUCUAUUCACGUGGCGAGCCCGGCCCUACUCCCUGCUGUAGCGGAACACGCACCCGCUAUGGCGGCGGACAGCAGCUCGGAGAGCGUGACGCUCGGCUUCAUACGGGCCCUGCUGGGCACGCGCCGGACUGAGGAGGCCGGCAGCCCCGGGGAAGGCGCCGCUAACAGCCGCGGAGGAGAUGCCAGCGGCACCGGGGAAGGCGCCAGCGGCACCGGGGAAGGCGCCAGCGGCACCGGGGAAGGCGCCAGCGGACACGGGAGAGGUGCCAGCAGCAGCGGGGGAGGGGCCAGCGGCAGUGGAGACGCGGGAUCCAGCGGCGGCAGCAACGACGCGCACGGCGGCGCAGGGGCUGGCAGCGGCGGCGGGGAAGGGUCUUGUAGCAGCGGCGCGGACAGCUCGGACGGCGGCAGAGGGAGCUUUGACGGGGACGAGGGGCUGCUGGAGGCGGCGCGAGAGAACGCGUACGCGCAGGCCUACAUGUCGCUGCUGCGGCUGCCCGAGGUGUACGAGCCGUUGGGGCUCAGGGAGCCGCCCACCUCUUUCCGACCCGCGACCAAGGAGGAGUACCUUGCAAGGUUUCGGCCCUUGUAGAGGCAGGGCACCGGCAUUGCGCUCCCCCAAGGCACGGCGUAUUGUCAAGCUGCGCCGUCCUGCCGCCGCCACCUACCGCGCCGCAGCUGGCAGCAGCGGGGGCGGAGCGGCGGUCAGGCUGGGUGGUGGUGGGCCGUUGGUGGGCUCAGAGCUGUGGCGGGCCGAUGCCUGUGGCCGCGGCUGCGAUGGGCAGGUGCUGGGGGGUGGGCCGGAGGCCAGGCCAAGGGGAGGGCUGGAGGGGCGGUGGUGAAGACUGAGCCGCCAGGGCGGGUUUGGAGCAGGCAACACUGUGAGAGGAGGGUGUAGCGACAGGGGCUGCGCUGCCUGGCGUGUCACCUGUACGACCGCUCCCUGCGGCCGUCUGAUUGCUGACAGCAACGGGGGAGGCAGGGAAGGGCAGCAGAAAGCAUGGGCAACAUGCAGGAGCGGCAGGUCGGCAGACAUGCGGCUGUAGCCACCGCCCUCCGCAGAGGGAGCCAUGCGCAUGUCCAAACAUGCAGAGCAGGGAGGGUUUGGGCUGAGCCCCAGGGGCGCGUCACCAGUCUCUACCGUUACGGGUGCUGCCGUUGCUGGAAAUCUGUUCCUGGGCCCAGCGGCUUGGGGCGGGCGAUCUACGGGCGGCCCGUUGUACCCAUGGGUCACCCCACCCGCGUGUGCGACGGCGGGAACAAUUGAACGUUUUUUAUUUUGUGCGAACGGUGCAGCAGACGGGGUUGCCCAGCCUGGUUGGAAGGCAUUUCCUGUGUUUGGGUCACGCAAAUGUCAAAAUAUGUCCGUAAUCAUGGCUGUCGAGUAUACUCCGCGCAGCCUCGGUUUCUAUUGUGGGCUCGUGCCUGCAGCAGCAGCCGCGCGUGGCGGCUGCGGCCGCGUGCACACUUGCAGCGGCGCGCAGCCUCGGUUUCUACUGUGGGCUCGGGCAGCCGCCGUGGUGUUGCUUGCGGCAGAAGUGUGUGGCGGCUGCGGCCGUUUUCACACUUGCAGCGGCGCGCAGCCUCAAUUUCUCAGGUGCCAAUGCACUGAAGGGUGGCCUUGAGUUAUCCUUGAGGCCUGUGUUAUCACUGUGGGCCAGGGUGGUCUCAGGGCCACUGCGUUGCCCCUGGUUCUGAGUGGAUGGUCUAACUACCUCCUGGCUGCAGCGCUGACUGUCACCGUGCUGUUGGUCAGCGACUGUGCUUUGACUGUACUGGGGGACGGCUGAACGGAUACGAAGCACCUUGCUUAACAGUAACCGUUGGCACAGGCCAAGUACCUGGCUCUACUCGUCGUUCUGGCGCACGUGGUGUUGCGCUAUACGAGCUGUGUAAACUGCAUGCUAACCUAGUUUUCCCUGCCUUCUGAUACC